AUUCUUAAGGCUGUGAAUUUACUAAAAAAUAAAUUAUAUGUAUAUAUGUAUUACUGUAGAUAUACGCCAUUAUAUGAAAGCCAUACAUCGAAAUCUUCUCAGCAAACAAAAAAACAUAUUUGCUAUCAAGCUUUCCAGCCGAGUUCGGAAAUAGGAUAAGAUUUACGGAACGCUGUACGCAAUUGUAGUAAAUACAUAGAUAUCACAGUUAUAUGCAGAGUAAAAUGAUAACUGAUAAUAUGCCAGCCAGAAGAAGAACUGGAACAUCAAGUAGUCCAAAUUUCGACGUCAGUGACAAAGAAGUCGCAUAUAAAUUAAAACGAAAAAGAAAUAAUGAUGCAGUGAAAAAGACGAGAGAAAAAUCAAAACAGAUGGCACGUAGACGCAAGGAGAAUGUCGAAAAAUUGAGAAUCUCAAAUAAACAAUUGGAAGCUAAGAUAGAGGAAGUGAAAAAAAAUGUGGAAAAAUUAAAAGAAAUACUCUUGCAUAAAGUCAGUCCAAAACAACACGAGCAAGCUAUUAAAAAAAUUUUAGAAGAAUCAUCUGACGCAGAUGAUUAAAAUUAUACCUUAUCAUCAGAUUUUCCUUCCAAGUAGAAGUUGGAUAGCGCUUACCAUCAUACAGAUCAAUUUUUUCAGAGUGUAGCGAAAAAACUUCAUCCAUAGCGACGGACGAAUGGUAGCCUUAAUCGAAUCCAAAAAAUGAAGCUGAUUAGCACGGAUUAUAAUCAACUGAUGAGAUUAGGCCACUACAGCUUUAUUUAAAUUAUCAUAUCGUUUGUGCAGCCCUGGUUUUGUUUUAAAUAUAUUUGCUUUCGUUUAAGUAAAAUUUGUUAUGAUUUUCUCGCCUACUUUUUUUUUUUUUUUUGCGAAAUUCAAUAUAUCAACGAGUUGUUUUCACGGAUAGAAGCAAACAUCUUAUGCAUUUGACAAAAUUCGAUAACACAAAUAUCGUUUAUGUAAACUAGAAGUUAAUAAAA
Molecule: messenger RNA, 979 nt
Organism: Glossina fuscipes
Lineage: Eukaryota; Metazoa; Arthropoda; Insecta; Diptera; Glossinidae
Gene: Irbp18
Product: CCAAT/enhancer-binding protein gamma
Exons: 3
Coding region: 213-560 (115 amino acids)
Biological process (GO): regulation of transcription by RNA polymerase II; DNA-templated transcription
Molecular function (GO): DNA-binding transcription factor activity, RNA polymerase II-specific; RNA polymerase II cis-regulatory region sequence-specific DNA binding
Source: RefSeq, a predicted model, not a curated record